AUGCGAGCUUGCUACAAUCUUUCAAGAAUUCGGCAGAUAAUUCCGCAGAAUGGUUCCGAAAGUGAACGAAACAGCUUGGUGGUAAUUUCCGAUCAAGAUAUUGAAAUCGAAUAUCUUGAUACAACCUACGAAGAGUUCCUAGAGCACGUUCAGAUAAUUGAGAUCCUCAAUUCGAGCAGCAAUGUCACGGAAUUGGGUGCCGUCAUCGAAAUUAACGAUGCCAAGGUGGAAUCUGCUGAUGCCUCUACAGCAACCACUACAUCAAAAGUUCAAAGCGCUGUGGGUGUUUCAAUUUACGACGCAAGUGUUCCGGAUAAUCUAAAUUUGGAGACCGAAAGCAUUCCGUGUGAUGAUGACGAUCUCGACACGGCUACACCAUUGAACGACUCAGAUGACGAAAUGAGCUUGAAUUCGACCGACGAAGACGCAACUACUGAUAUGAUCGACGCAACUGUGCCAAGUGACGACUUUUCACAUGUACCUGCUGGCUUUCCGAAAUACUUUCAAGAUUCAAUGUUUUGGCCUGGGAGAGCAUCCGUCAGUUCGACAUCGUCAACGUCUAAACCGAAGCGGAAACCCAAGGAAAAAGUCCCCGCAGUUUUGAUAUCAAAGGAUUUCAUCGAAUAUUUGAAGCAUAAGGAAAACGAAAAGCUGCGUUUGGAAACGGAGAAGGCUGAUCGGCAGAAGCAGCGAGAGGUAAAGAAAUUGGAAAAACAGAAACAGGAAGAAGAAAAGGAAAAGGCAAUGCAGGAACGGAAGUUGGAAAAGCAGCGAAAAGAAAAAGAAAAGGAAAAGGUGAAGUUGGACAAAAUUUUGGAGAAGCAGAGAAAGGAAGAAGAAAAGGAGAAGCGGAAAUUGGAAAAGCAGCAAAACGAAGAGCAUAAGAAGAAGCGAAAGACGGAAAAACAAUCGGCAAUUAAAACACGGAAAAUUGAGAAAGCGAAGAAAGAGGGAAGAGGAACGACCGAUUAA
Bradysia coprophila is the source of this 972-nucleotide messenger RNA. RefSeq lists its product as uncharacterized. Lineage: Eukaryota; Metazoa; Arthropoda; Insecta; Diptera; Sciaridae. Gene Ontology annotation, molecular function: DNA binding. The record is from RefSeq and is a predicted model, not a curated record. Gene Ontology annotation, cellular component: nucleus.